This is a messenger RNA of Aspergillus bombycis, 615 nucleotides long. RefSeq names its product mitochondrial 54S ribosomal protein mL61. The record is from RefSeq and is a predicted model, not a curated record. Gene Ontology annotation, cellular component: mitochondrion. Gene Ontology annotation, molecular function: structural constituent of ribosome. Lineage: Eukaryota; Fungi; Ascomycota; Eurotiomycetes; Eurotiales; Aspergillaceae. The transcript has 2 exons. The coding region runs from base 1 to 615 and encodes 204 amino acids.
AUGGUGAACGUCUUCAAGCGGAUGCGGAAGCUGAAAACCAUCCUCAACGUCCGUGUAGGAACUGGUGCCGCCAUUUUUCCUUCUGCUACCUCUGCGACCCAAGAAUUCCCAGCAAUCACCCGUUUACACCUCACAUACGCCCAAAAGAUCUAUGGCGGUCAUCAAGGCGCACGGCAUUUCUGGCGCAACUGUCUUCCCCGGCUCAAGUACCACAACCCAGGUCUUCAGAUGACCGUGAAGCAGACACAAGAACAAGAGGGACCGGCAGCCUUGACGAUAUACUUCGCAGAGCGGGCGAGCAAUGCCGCUUCCUUGACCGCGGCCAAGGUCGAGGAUAAACAUGCCCCGGCGCCGGAGUCAACAGAAAAGACAGCCAUUCUGGAUCUGAAGAACCUCGAUUACAAGGAGAUCUGGAAUAAAGUUAAGAUGGUGACCGGGGCCCAGGAAGUGCCUGCUACUUCCGAGGAGGAAGCGGAGCUGCAGAAGCUGGAGCAAAUGCGUCAGCAGUCGGAGAAGGACCGGGUACGGCUAGCCGCUAUCCGCCAGGCCAAGAAGGAUCAAGAGCGGAUGUUACAAGAGGCUCGGGGAGAAAUUGAGAAGCUGAAGCAACUGUAA